UAGGCUGCUUAUGCCUCUGCAGUUGACCAGCUUGCUGCCUUGUUAGAUGUUUAGAAAAUGAUAUCUUUAACAUUAUUUUUCCUUUUUGUUUUUUCCACCUUCUCUGCCUCAAUUAAAGUACAAACAGGGCCAAGGCUUAACAAUGACAAAGUAUACAAAUACACCUAUACAACUGAAGUGUUGAUCAAUAAACCAAGAGGACUAAUUGAAGAUAGUGUGGGCUAUAAGAUUUCCUCAGAUGUAGAGGUUAACUUAGUAUGGAGGAAUCCAAAUAAUAAAGAUGAUCAGCUCAUCAGAAUUGUGAUGAAAAAUAUUAAAGUUGAUGGUGUAAGUGACCGACCUCAAGACAAAAAUAUAUUCACUGGAACCACUGCAGCUAAAAUAUUUGGGGAAAACUAUAUGACCGCCCUGCAAAGGCCACUCCUCCUGCAAUGGAGUCUUGGCAAGGUUAAAAGUUUUUACUCCUACCAGAAUGAACCCACUCUCCUUCUAAAUAUCAAGAGAGGUCUAGCGAGCCUGUUCCAGAUACAGUUUAACUCCGGCGCUGUCAAUGAGGCUGAUGUCUCUGGUACCUGCAAAGUUACAUAUCAAACACGUGAGAACCAGAUAAUCAAAAUCAAAGAUCUUGAAAGCUGCAAGAUAUCAAAAUCUGGAUUUACAAACUCCAAUAAGGUCCUGGGAGUGACUACUAAACAAACAUCAAGUACAAGCUAUGUUAUUGAGGAUGACAUUAUUAAAUCUGUGUUGGCAGAAGAAAAUCAUGUCUUGACUCUCAAUUCAUAUCAGGUCAUUGCAGCUAAAAUUGUAUGCAAGCAAAAACUGGGGCUGGCAUCCAUUUCAAACGGACCCAAAGAAACUGGAGGAAAGCAGAUUUCAUCAGUGGUUAAGGGAAUUGAUGCAAAGUACAUGUCUCUACCCUUAGUGGCAGAUGAGCUAAAAUCAGAGUGCAAAACCUGCCCAUCACUUUUACAGGAAUGGAAGGCCAAUCGUAACAACUUCAUACCCAAAAAUCUAUCAAAAACUGGUGCAGGCCGUAGCUUUCUAGCAUUAAUUCAGAGCCUUCGAAGAGCUAAGAAAUCAGACAUUCUGAAGAUACUAAAAUCUGAAAAGGAUGAUGUGCUUCCUCAACUCAUUGAUGCUGUGACUUUUGCUCAGACAUCUGACUCAUUGGAAGCGGUACUGGAAUUUCUGGAUUUCAAUAAUAGCCGUAGCUCUUUGUUGCAAGAGAGAUUCUUAUAUGCCUGUGGCCUGGCCUCCCAUCCUAAUGAGCUUAUGUUGAGAGCUCUAGUAGAUAAAAAUAAAGGAAUCAUUGCAAACGAAGAAAUUAGAGAAACAGUGGUCAUAAUUAUGGGGGCCCUUAUCAACCAGCUGUGUAAAGAAGGAGGAUGUAAACUACCGGCAGUUCUGGAGGCCAAGAAGGUUGUCCUGGAAGGAUUACAGAAUCCCAAAAAACCUUCUGAUAUUAAGACUCAUCUAUUAGCCCUGAAAAAUGCCAAUCUUCCAGAAGGAAUUCCAUUGCUGUUACAAUAUUCUGAGUCUGGGGAGGGACCCAUCAGCAGCAUUGCCAUCAAUGCACUCAAGAAAUAUGAUACAGCAUUCAUCACUGAGGAGGUAAAGAAAACUAUGAACAGAAUUUAUCACCAAAAUUAUAAAAUCCACGAGAAGACAGUGAGAACAGCUGCCGCAUCUAUUAUAUUGAGCAAUAAACCCUCCUACAUGGAUGUUAAGAAUCUGCUUCUUUCUAUCGGGGAGCUCCCGAAGGAAAUGAAUAAGUAUAUGCUCUCUAUAUUCCAAGAUAUUCUCCAGUUCCAGAUGCCAGCCAGUAAAUUAGUUCGACAGAAUCUGAAGGACAUGUGGAUCCAUAAUUAUAAUCGUUUUUCAAAGUCUGGAUCUUCAUCUGCUUACUCUGGAUAUAUUACACGUGGAACAGAUUCUUCUGCAACCUAUAGUCUAGAUAUUCUAUACUCUGGAUCUGGCAUCCUAAGAAGAAGUAACAUGGACACCUUUCUCUAUUCAAAAAACACUGAACUACACGCUAUACAGGUUGUGAUUGAAGCUCAGGGUCUUGAAUCCUUAAUAGCCGCCACUGCAGAUGAAGGUGAGGAAGACCUUGAGACCUCUGCUGGCAUGUCGGCCAUUUUGCUUGAUGUACAGCUUCGGCCUGUUACAUUUUUCCAAGGGUACAGUGAUUUAAUGUCAAAAAUACUAUCUACAACUAGUGAUCCAAUGAGUGUGGUGAAAGGACUGGUGCUUUUGACAGAUCAUUCUGAGACUAUCCAACUUCAAUCCGGGCUGAGAGCCAAUGCAGAGUUCCAGGGCGGUUUGGCAAUUGAUAUAUCAGGUGGAAUGGAGUUCAGUCUAUGGUACAGAGAGUCUAAAACCAGUGUUAAUAAUAGAGGGGCCAUGGUGAUUUUGGGGAACGUAACGGUUGAUUCAGGAUUCAUAGAUGCUGGUAUGGGAAGUCGCUUUGAAACAGAGUCAUCCUUUGAUUUCAUUUCAACCGUGAAGUUUUCGUCAUAUCCAUUUUUAGUGUGCAUGCAAAUGGAUAAAGGAACAUUUCCUUUUAGACAAUACAUUACCAAAUAUGAGAGAUUGGCUUCUGGCAAAGCCUAUGUGUCCCGGAAAGGAAAAGUGCAAACUGUGGAAGGUUCCGAGCUUCCUCUCCAUAAAGAAAACUCCAACAUGUGCAGGGAAGUCUUUGGAGAACAAUCCAGCUCAUCGGACAGCUGGUUUUGAACAUUCCAUACUACUGAGUCAAUGGUUCCCUUGCGGAUAGUUGUGUGUGUACUUUGUGUUUAGUACUCACAUAAUGUUUACAUAUUUACAUGUAUUUAAGUCAUUUUUAAAGUGUUCUAAAACUAAAGCGUUAACAUUUCGUUCAUGCACUAAUAUUGUAACAAAUUAAAGGGUUAUUUUUUUUGUAACUUUUUGAAACAGGAAACACACGCAGUAUUUGCCUGAUUAAUAAUAAUGAAAAUUCACUAGACACAAAAAGAAACAGCUGUAAGUCAUGUAUUCGGUUACAAGUGUUAGUGUCGUUUUUUUGUUUUGUUUUUUUAAUACAUCCCACUUUUUUUUUU
Molecule: messenger RNA, 3080 nt
Organism: Pelobates fuscus (common spadefoot toad)
Lineage: Eukaryota; Metazoa; Chordata; Amphibia; Anura; Pelobatidae
Gene: MTTP
Product: microsomal triglyceride transfer protein
Exons: 18
Coding region: 58-2736 (892 amino acids)
Biological process (GO): lipid transport; cholesterol homeostasis; lipoprotein metabolic process
Cellular component (GO): basolateral plasma membrane; Golgi apparatus; endoplasmic reticulum
Molecular function (GO): lipid binding
Source: RefSeq, a predicted model, not a curated record